UAAUGGCAUAUUACAUGCACACAGACGUUUCUUUAGGUCACACAAGGUUCAGUGGAUAGUUGUUUCCUGGGUCACACGAGGUGUAGCGGGCAAUUAUGAGUUUCCCGUUUUAUCUCAAGGUCCCUGUCCUCCCUAGAAACUCCCUGUUCUCUAUUGAUAUCUGCUCGUUCUCACAACACCUUAUUGGCAUCAUAUCAGACAACUACUCUAUCUGACGAAUAUCCUGUUUCUUUCUUUCUCACAUACACAUAUUGCUGAAGACAUGUUUAUAUACGCCUUGUUUCUCUCUGCUCAGUGUUGUUCACUUUGCAGACUCUUCGACUCUGUAAACUGUGCUCCUCUGGUUGCAACUCAGAUUAAAUCAACUUGCUUGUAUUCAUCCGACUCAGUUCUCGUGCUUCAUCUCACUCACAAAAGUUCCCAUAACAAUUUGGUGUCAGAAGUGGGAUCGUCUGAGAGUCCGUUGGGAUCAAAAGGACGCCGGCAGUGCACACCUGGAAUCCAGGAGAUCUUCCUCUACCUCCAACCAAGUAUUCAGAGAGAGGGGACCGGCGAUCCAAUUGAUUGACUGACUGGCUCCACGACGAUCCAAGAUAAAGCUAACGUCCGAUUGAGACGGUGAGAUGUUGACUUUCCAAAUUCCAAAUUUACCAAUGAUUCAUGAAUAAUGAUAAUGAUUCUGUAAUCAAUAGAGAUAACUUCUUUUUUUAUGUAUUUUCUGAGUCUGUGGAUACUUGCAUUACUGCUGGUCAUCAUUUUCCAUUGUUUACUUCCUUUUUGUUUUGGAACUUGACACGGAACUGUCAUGUUGUAGGUUUUGAUUGAAGGGGUUUAUGCCCUUGAAAUUGAAACUGAGUUUGUAGGUAUAGGUUUUUAUAACCUGAUACUGAGUUUGUAGGUAUAGGUUUUUAUAACCUGAUACUGAGUUUGUAGGUAUAGGUUUUCAUAACCUGAUACUGAGAUUGUAGGUACAGAUUUUUAUAAUCUGAUACUGAGUUGUAGGUACAGAUCUUUAUGGUCUGAUACUGAAGUAGGUGAGAACUUUCCACUCUCACUGAGGUAGGUGAGAACGUUCCAUUCUCACUGAAGUUAGGUGUGGGUUAUAGGCGUCAAAGACCUACACCUAGGAUUAUUUACUAGAAGUCAGGGACUUACCGGUAGACAGGGUCUAUACGAGGUAAAUAAUCAAAAGAGUCAGGGACUCUUGGUAAAAAGGAAACAUGGGUACCCAAGGAAGUAAACAAGCGAAAAAUGAUCCGGACAGUCCAAUUAUUCUGGCCAUGAAACAAAAAUAUGGGGAUCAAAGUGUUGAAUGUUUGAAUUACUGGGUAACAAAUCAUGGAUUCCCAGAAGGGGGAUCGUUGAGCAAAAAUCAACUGAAAAAAACUGCGUGAAAGUCUUGAGAAAGAAAGACAGACAAUUAUGAGCAAAAAGAGAGUGAAAAGUGAUAAAAUGAGAGAGAUUGAAAAGAAUGAAGGAUGUCUGAAAAAAUGGGAAGAUGAAUGUGAAACGAGAGAAAGGAGACAAGUGUGCAAAAUGAUAACAUGUAUGAAAGUCGAUAAGAAAGACAAAGGAAGUGAUUUUGAACCUAAGAGUAAAAAGAAUUCUCUCUAUCCUAAACUGACAGGGUGCGGUCAGAGCUCUCUGGUUGAUGACGCUUCCUGGUCCCUCCCUCGAAGACAACCCCCUCCCAAGGCAAUGGCUCCGCCUUCGGUUCCUCCUCCAUACAACGCCUCAUCUGCCAUGUCAUCACCGAUGUCAUCCACAUCCUCUUUUAUGAACACUCCCUCAUCAGGCUCCAGUGUCCUCACUUCCUCCUCCCUCUCCCCUCCAAUUGCAGCACGCACCAGACAACAAUCAGAUUCAGCUUUUACGAUGCCAAUGGUGCAAGUUAUGGGUCCGGAUGGAAAUCCAGGUUUUGUCUACCGCCCAUGGACAACUCAGGACCUGAUUGAUUCAGGAUCACACCUCCCAAAGCCUGCACAAGGUGGUGCCACCAUGGCACGAGCCUAUGUUCAGUUCAUCAAAGACUUCACACCAACCUCAGGCGAAAUCCAGAGAGUCAUGAUGAAAUACAUGAAACCAUCUGAUUUCUCCAAGGUGAAAGACAUUUUCCAAAGAGAUGGCGACUACAGACCCCAAGCGGUGAAUUGGGACACUAAUGACAUGCUGACCAUGCAUACAAAUGCCUGCAGGACAAGAAAGACGCUGAAAAAAAAAAAAAAAGAAAAGAAAAGACACUGAACACAGAGCUAUGUUAACUAUGCUCUCCCUGAACAAGUUGCAGUACCAUCAACUCAACCACUUCCAGUUCAGCAUUACGGUGUUUCACAACGAGGAGGAAGAGGCAUGCAGAGAGGACGCAGGCCAUGGCAAGGAGAGAGAUCAGGUCCAAGAAUGGGACCGCCACCAGGCUACGAUGUGUGCUUCCUGUGUGGCAAUAAAGGACAUUGGGCAAAGGAUUGCACACAAUUCCGAGGCCGAGGCAGAGGAAGAGGUGCUCCACCUAGAGGCAGAAAUGACCGUUGGCAACAAUCAUCUGACUGAUCUGAGAGACGAGGGAGGGGAGGACCGGAUGCGUGCGUCACCCAGACAGCCUACCCUGAACCUUCAGAAAAGGGGAGUGAGAAUGACACACACACACACACCACUCACACGCUUACAUCGCAGCAACAACACCAACUACUCACAGAGACUAUUGAAGUUUUACAGAGAAAAUCUGACUUUAAACCUAUAGGAACAUACACCAUGUAUGAUGACUCAAUGGUGCAGAAACUGCCCACUAUGAUUUUGAAUGUUGCAGGAAAAGAUGUUACAUUUAUGGUUGACUCAGGUGCAACACGCACAGUGUUAAAAUACUCUGAAAUACCUAAGGCCAAACUCAGUGGCAAUUUCAUGUAUUCCAUUGGUGCAUGUGGAACAACAGUCAAAGAAAACUAUACAUCUCCAACUACGUGUUCUCAUCCUGAACCAUUUACUAAAGUAAAGCACUCAUUUUUGCUUUCCCACGUCUGUCCUUUCAACUUGUUAGGACGAGACCUGAUGAUGGCUUUUGGCAUCGACUUAUUUCGACACCAGAAGGAGUUAAAGUUGUGAGACGAACAACUCCACCCAAUCCUGAAGCCUAUAUAAUGGCUAAGUAUCAACCUGAUUUAAUCUCCUCACUGCUCUACAUAUACCAAUGGAAAGUUGAGAGUGUUUUGGCUCUAUCUCUGACUGAACGUGCACAUGCACUGGUUAGCCCAACUGCAGUUUUCAUGCAGCCUGAGGCACUCCAUUGCACGUCACACGUGACAACUGACCUUGACAGAGACUAUGAAACUGAAUGGUGGACUGACAUCAACGAUACUCUACUGACUGACUCUCUCUACUGGACAGACCUACGAUGUGCACUUUCUGUCAGCUUAACAGCUGAACAACAACAAUUUUUUCUGAUUAACGAUUCACAUCCACAUAUUUCGCUUUCCAAAGGACAAACUGAUCAAUGGAGAUAUUUAGGUCCAUGGACAAAAUCAUGCAUUGAGCUCAAAGAUUGGCAAUCUACACCCGACCCACAUGUGUCAUACUCGCCAAAGGGGGGUGUUUUCAAAACUGCAUGCAAAUUAACCGUGGCUGCUCUGAAAUCUGUCUACUUGCUAGACCACAAUCUUGAUAAAACCGAACACAUACACCAAAUGCUCUCCGCAGAACAGAUCCAUCCAGCCCUUGCACGAGUCCCACCCAAAUUGUGGGCACAAGGCAAAUAUGAUGUAGGUCUCAUAAAAAAUUGUGAACCUGUAAUAGUCACUCCUAAGUCUGACUACAGGCCAAAACGAGUUCAGUACCCUCUGCGUCCGGAAGCCGUCGAAGGCAUUAAACCUGUUUUUAAAUCCUUAUUGGAAGCUGGUGUUAUUAUCCCAUGCGAUGACUCACCUGUCUGCACUCCUAUUUUUCCAGUUCAGAAAGCUAGAGAACCACCAUCUCUACCCGAGUGGCGAUUUGUUCAAGACUUAAAAGCAGUUAAUGCAGCUGUUCAUGCCAGAACACCAAGUGUUCCUAACCCGUACACUUUGCUUUCACAAGUCCCAUCUUCUGCUAAGUGGUUUUCAGUUGUUGAUCUAUCAAAUGCAUUUUUCAGUGUUCCUGUUCACAAGGAUUCUCAGUACUGGUUUGCAUUCCAGUUCAACGGGAAAGGUUAUACUUUCACCCGUUUAUGUCAGGGUUUCACUGAAUCACCAACAAUCUACAAUCGGGCUUUAUGCGAAUCAUUGUCGCCUCUAGUGCUCUCUGAUGGCACUACCUUACUACAAUAUGUAGACGAUCUUCUGAUCUGCGCUCCAACUGAAAAACAAUGCAUAACUGACACUAUCAAACUGCUCAAACAUCUGGCAGAAGAAGGUCACAAAGCCAGCUUAAACAAGCUACAAUUUGUCAAACAAGCUGUGACCUUCCUGGGUCACAUAAUUUCUGGUGAAGGCAAAACCAUGUCUCCAAAACAUAUUGAAGCUUUCCAAAAGAUUCCAAAACCAAUUACCCAACAACAAAUGCUAUCUUUCCUGGGGAUGUGUUCCUACUGUCGCGCUUUUGUCCCUAAUUUUUCUGAGGUUGAAAGACCCCUCAGGACCUUGUGUCACCAAUCAGGCAUGACCUCUCGCUCACAACUUGAGUGGACACCGGAAGCAGAAACUGCAUUCCUAAACUUGAAACUUCAACUUCAGUCUCCUCCUACACUUGGACUUCCUGACCCAACCAAACCAUUCACUCAGACCGUGGAUGAACGUUCGGGUUGCAUGACUUCUGUCCUCCUACAACCUCAUGGUGACAGGCUUCGUCCUGUGGCAUAUUGCUUGGGUAAACUCGAUCCUGUAGCAGCAGACAUGCCAAAAUGUCUCAGAGCUGUAGCAGCUGCUGAAAAAGCCCUUUUGGCCUCAAGAGAUAUAGUUGGCUACGCUCCUUUGACUCUCCUUGUGCCACAUGCGGUCUCUUUGAUCCUUUCUGAGCAGAAAACAUCACACCUUUCGGCUGCUAGACACCUUAGGUAUCAUACGUGUCUUCUUGACAUGCCUAAUGUCACUCUUAAGAGGUGUACUGUUCUAAACCCUGCUACUCUGCUCCCUCUUCCACAGGAUGGUGAGCCUCAUGAUUGCAUGGCUGAACUUUCAGCAUCUUGUUCUCCAAGACCUGAUCUGACAGAAACGCCCUUGACAAAUCCUGACCUUGUCCUCUAUGUAGAUGGCUCUGCUUCAAGAGACCCAGCUACAGGUCUCUGCCGUGUUGGUUUUGCUGUUUGUUCUGACUAUGACGUGAUGAUGUCAUCAUCUCUUCCACCUCACUUCUCAGCUCAAGCUGCAGAACUUGUGGCCUUAACAACUGCCUGCCAAUUAGCUAAGGGUAGAUCUGUAAAUAUCUACACUGAUUCCAGAUAUGCUUUUGGUGUUGUUCAUGACUUUGGUGCACUUUGGAAACAUAGAGGUUUUCUGAAAUAUGAUGGCAAGCCCGUUUUGCAUCACACACUCAUUGCAGAUCUCUUAGAUGCCAUCCUUCUUCCUUCUGCCAUUUCUGUGUGUAAAUGUGCUGCUCACACUAAUGCCUCUGACCCAAUUUCUACAGGUAACGCUCGAGCGGAUGCAGCUGCGAAGGCAGCUUCUCUUCUCCCUUUGUUUGACUCUUCUGUAUCACGUACUUUGGUUUCAGUUUCUUCUGACGUACCAUCUUCCCUCAGUGCUGUUCAAUCUUUUGCGUCUCCAAAAGAUAAGCAACUUUGGAGAAACGCAGGCCCCGACAACAACCCGUGUUUGCCUUCCCAUUUCUUCCCUCACUAUGCUAAAUUGACGCAUGGGUCUGACCAUGCAUCAAAAGGAGGGAUGCAGCAAAUGAUUAAUACAUUUUGGUUCACAAAAGGGUUUUCUGCCUAUGCUCAAAAACACUGCCAAGCCUGUGUUAUCUGUGCUACUCACAAUGUAGGCAGGGCAAUCCAACCUUCCCAACAAGCUGCUCAUCCUCAACCAACUCGACCUUUUGAGCAUGUCAUGAUGGAUUUUGUAGAACUAACUCCAUCAGAAGGAAAGUCUCAUUGUUUAGUGAUGGUAGACAUGUGGAGCAAAUGGGUUGAAGUGUUCCCAGCCUCAAAACAAUCUGCCUCAGUAGUAGCUAAAGCCCUUCUUACUGAAAUCAUUCCCAGAUGGGGAAUUCCAGCUAAAAUCUCCAGUGAUAAUGGUAGCCAUUUUGUUAAUUCAGCUAUCACUGAACUGAGCCUAUACUUAGGCAUUAACCUGAGAACACACUGUGCCUACCACCCAGCUAGUGGAGGUGCAGUAGAGAGGGAGAAUGGAACACUAAAGAACAAGCUGGCCAAGUGUUGUGAAGACACAGGUCUUCCAUGGACAAAAGCACUUCCUCUAGUGCUUAUGUAUAUGAGAAUGCGAAAACGAAACAGAACUAACUUGAGCCCCUUUGAGAUUCUUUUUGCAACUCCUCCUUCUGUAGGUGUGGAAACUCCCCGAUCUCCACCCCCAUCAACAGCUCUUUGUGAUCACAACACACUAACCUACUGUACCAAUCUAUCCAAACAGCUCUCUGAUAUAAAGAAACAGGUGAUCGCAGCCCUCCCUGUUCCAGCCAGUGGUCCCCUGCACCAGCUCGAACCAGGUGACUUCGUGGUCGUAAAAGACUUCAGGAGGAAGUCGUGGAGGAACAGGAGGUGGCAAGGUCCGUUCCAGAUCCUGCUGACAACCCACACUGCUGUGAAGGUCGCUGAGCGGGCUACCUGGAUCCACGCCAGCCACUGCAGAAAGGUUCCAGCACCCCCUGCUGGUUCUCCUGAAAAACUACAAACUCCGGAGGCUGCUAAGUAAGACUUUGCGUUCACAACAGGCACACAGGCGACCAAGGGCCCGAAGAAAGAAAACAACAAGUGGCGUGCAGACGUAGUUUCUGUGUCACCUUCGUGGGCGCAAGAAGACCUACACCACACCACACCCUACACCUGUUACAACAUUUCACUGUCUUUAUUUUUCACACAGUGACUCUCCCCAUGCAAGUCUGUAUAUUUUUAUGUGCUGUUUGUCUAGCUGUAUUAUUCCUAUGGUCAACAAAGUUGUGGGCUCCUUGUUCUUGUUGCAGAUGGUGCGCUAUCACAUGCUUUCUGUCUCUGCUCCUGCUCCCCAGGUGACUUUGGACGACAUAGCUGCUGCUUAUGCCCUGACCGAGGACACGAGCACAGACGACUCACACACUGAUGCUGACUCUGAUGAAUGUGUAUAAAGGAUUUUGUUUGACAGUAACCCAGUUCUCUCUUUGCUAUGCUCUACUCAGGAUGCUUUCAUCCACAAAAACAGCUUGCAACUUUUACCUUAAGGUUUUCCAUUGAAUUGUAUUCUGUGUGACGACUGAUCGUAAACCAGUUGGAAUGCUCAGUCUGAAGUUUUUGAAUACUGUUCUUUUCUCCUAUUUGAUUGUCAUCUGGGAUUUUGUUGUGUUAUAUUGUGUGUGCAUAUUUUGGUAAUUCUAUUGUUGAUUGUGUUUUAUUGGUUGUUUUUCUCUUCCUCGUUUAUCCUUAAGGAUAAAAAGGGGGGAAAUGUAAUGGCAUAUUACAUGCACACAGACGUUUCUUUAGGUCACACAAGGUUCAGUGGAUAGUUGUUUCCUGGGUCACACGAGGUGUAGCGGGCAAUUAUGAGUUUCCCGUUUUAUCUCAAGGUCCCUGUCCUCCCUAGAAACUCCCUGUUCUCUAUUGAUAUCUGCUCGUUCUCACAACACCUUAUUGGCAUCAUAUCAGACAACUACUCUAUCUGACGAAUAUCCUGUUUCUUUCUUUCUCACAUACACAUAUUGCUGAAGACAUGUUUAUAUACGCCUUGUUUCUCUCUGCUCAGUGUUGUUCACUUUGCAGACUCUUCGACUCUGUAAACUGUGCUCCUCUGGUUGCAACUCAGAUUAAAUCAACUUGCUUGUA
Molecule: messenger RNA, 7933 nt
Organism: Solea solea (common sole)
Lineage: Eukaryota; Metazoa; Chordata; Actinopteri; Pleuronectiformes; Soleidae
Product: protein NYNRIN-like
Exons: 2
Coding region: 3132-6833 (1233 amino acids)
Biological process (GO): DNA integration
Molecular function (GO): RNA-DNA hybrid ribonuclease activity; nucleic acid binding
Source: RefSeq, a predicted model, not a curated record